Messenger RNA from Metarhizium acridum CQMa 102, 1551 nucleotides. Lineage: Eukaryota; Fungi; Ascomycota; Sordariomycetes; Hypocreales; Clavicipitaceae. The record is from RefSeq and is a predicted model, not a curated record.
AUGUCGCUUCAAGAAGCAGAUAUUGCCAUGAGCGCUCCCAAGGAGGAGGCGGCGCUUGCACCCGACAAGUCCAGCUCCUCUGAUGAUGGCGGCGCAGCUCAUAUCCCCGCGGCAGAGCUCGACGCUCUGUACUCGAUAUACACGCGGCGGCAGAAGCACUUUAUCGUAUUCAUGUCCGGGCUGGGCGGCUUCUUCUCGCCCCUGUCUGCAAACACAUACCUCCCCAGCAUCCCAAGCCUGGCCGGCUUUCUCAACGUGUCGCCAUCGUUGAUGAACCUGACGGUGACUGCAUUCUUGAUUUUCCAAGGCCUGGCGCCGUCCUUUUACGGCGACCUCGCCGAUAUUGCAGGCCGCCGUCCGGCUUAUCUGAUUUCAUUCAUCAUCUAUAUUGCGGCAAAUAUCGGCUUGGCCACCCAGUCCUCGUACCCGGCCUUGUUUGUCCUGAGAUGUCUCCAGAGCUCGGGCUCCGGCGGCACAUACGCAUUGAACAGCGGCGUCAUCGCCGACAUAUCUACCACGGCCGAGCGUGGCAAGUACAUGGGCGCUGCGCAAAGUGGAAUCAUGUGCGGCGGCGUGUAUCUCGUCGUCUUUGCCAUUGCCGUUCCAGAAACCGCCAGACAAGUGGUUGGCAAUGGCUCCAUCCCGCCGACUGCGUGGUGGAGUCGCUCGCUGCUCAACGAGUUUGCUCGCCGAAGGGCAGCUCGGGCUGGCGGCGGCGCGGCACCCCCGAAACGACAGCCACGGCGCAGCUUCCGAUUUCCAAACCCGCUCAAGGCGCUGCUCAUCAUCGGGGAGAAGGAUUGCGCCGUCAUUCUACUCUACAAUGCCAUCAUCUACGCGUCCUGGUACACCGUCACGGCCAACUUGUCCAACCUGUUGUCGGAGCUGUACCACGUCGACACCCUGCAGAUAGGACUGUGCUACAUCCCGUUUGGAGUCGGGGCAGCGCUCUCCAUCAUUGCCAACGGCCAUAUCCAGGACUGGAACUAUGCGCGGGUCGCUCGCGCCAACGGGUUCCUGGUCGACAAGCAGCGCGGCGAUGACUUGAGCAAGUUCCCCAUCGAGAAGGCCCGGAUCAACAUUGUCUGGCCGCUCGUCUACGUGGGCGCGGCGGCGACCAUGGGCUUCGGCUGGGCGGCCGAGAAGCAGGCGCACAUGGCCGCCAUGCUGACUCUCACCUUUGUCAUGGCCCUGUCCCUCACUGCCUGCUACAACAGCAUGAACCUGCUGCUCGUUGACCUGUACCCGAACUCGCCUUCGACGGCCUCGGCUGCCAACAACUUGACGAGGUGCCUGAUGGCGGCGGGAGGAUCGGCCGUGAUAGAGCCCAUGAUCCGUGCCAUGGGGACUGGAUGGGCGUAUACGCUUGUGGGCCUGGUCAUGAUUGUGCUGAGCCCAAUGCUUCUCGCCGUGACCAGAUAUGGACCGAAAUGGAGGGAGGAACGGAGAGCCAAUGCCGUGGAGUUCAAGAGAAAUGGUGGAGAGCAAGCGCCGGGCGAGCACUCGUCAAUAUAUGGAAGCCAAGACGGCGCAGGUAGACUAGAGAUCUAG